CGCCGCACCACACAACACCCCCGUCAAGCGCCGCACCACGACAACACCCCGUCAAGCCCCACACCCCUACAACACCCCCGUCAAGCGCCGCACCACGACAACACCCCCGUCAAGCGCCGCACCACGACAACACCCCCCGUCAAGCGCCGCCCGACAACACCCCCGUCAAGCGCCGCACCACGACAACAACCCCCGUCAAGCGCCGCACCACGACAACACCCCCCGUCAAGCGCCGCACCACGACACCAACACCCCCCGUUCAAGCGCCGCAGCCCACGACAACACCCCCCGUCAAGCGCCGCACCGACAACACCCCCGUCAAGCGCCGCACCACGACAACACCCCCGUCAAGCGCCGCACCACGACAACACCCCGUCAACACCCCCGUCAAGCGCCGCACCACGACAACACCCCGUCAAGCGCCGCACCACGACAAACCCCGUCAAGCGCGCACCACGACAACACCCCCGUCAAGCGCCGCACCACGACAACACCCCCGUCAAGCGCCGCACCACGACAACACCCCGUCAAGCGCCGCACCACGACAACACCCCGUCAAGCGCCGCACCACGCACCCCCGUCAGCGCCGCACACGACACCCCCGUCAAGCGCCGCACCACGACAACACCCCCGUCAAGCGCCGCACCACGACAACAACCCCCCCCCGUCAAGCGCCGCACCACGACAACACCCCCGUCAAGCGCCGCACCACGACAACACCCCCGUCAAGCGCCGCACCACGACAACACCCCCCGUCAAGCGCCGCACCACGACAACACCCCCGUCAAGCGCCGCACCACGACAACACCCCCGUCAAGCGCCGCACCACGACAACAACCCCCGUCAAGCCGCACCCGCACGACAAACCCCCAACGCACCACGACCCCCGUCAAGCGCCGCACCUGACAACAACCCCCGUCAAGCACCGCACCACGACAACACCCCCUCAGCUGGCCCACCUCCGUCAACAAUCGCAACUCAGCACCCACAAAACGAAGGCACUCAGCCAUCAGCAGCCUCCUGUUGGCUCUGCCAUUCUCACACAACAUCACUCCAUCAGCGAUCAU
This is a messenger RNA of Procambarus clarkii (red swamp crayfish), 1067 nucleotides long. The record is from RefSeq and is a predicted model, not a curated record. Lineage: Eukaryota; Metazoa; Arthropoda; Malacostraca; Decapoda; Cambaridae.